Fonsecaea erecta is the source of this 1404-nucleotide messenger RNA. RefSeq lists its product as hypothetical. The transcript has 6 exons. The record is from RefSeq and is a predicted model, not a curated record. Gene Ontology annotation, molecular function: oxidoreductase activity; FAD binding. The coding region runs from base 1 to 1404 and encodes 467 amino acids. Lineage: Eukaryota; Fungi; Ascomycota; Eurotiomycetes; Chaetothyriales; Herpotrichiellaceae.
AUGUCUCUUGCCGAACAUAUCGAAAAGCUUCGGUCGAUCCUGAGGUCCGACGAAAUCAUACUCCCAGGUUCACAUCUGUACAGAGCAGAGUCUUUGCCCUGGGCGCUCCAGAAAGACCUGAAACCGGCCAUAGUCAUUCGUCCCACGACUCUCGAAUCAUUGAGCAAAGCAUUGGCACACCUUUCGAGAACAGGCCUACGCCUUGGCAUUCGAAGUCAAGGUAUUGGCUCGGCUUCGGCAAAAGAUGUCUUGAUCAGCAUGACAGCAUUUGAUGAUGUCGACAUUGACCGGCAAAACGAAAUUGUGACGGUAGGAGCAGGACAGAGCUGGGGCCAAUAUUAUGAGAAGAUGGACAAGAUUGCGCCUGAUUAUGCAACCGUAUCUAUUCGAACGCCCAGUGUGGGCGUGGGCGGAAGCAUCUUAGGUGGUGGGUAUUCCUGGCUCUCCUCAGAAUAUGGGUUGACCUCAGACCCGGCCAACCUGCUUGAUGCCCAGAUUGUCAAAGUCGACGGGACUGUCCUAUGGGCGUCCGAAGAUCCAGAAUUGCUCUGGGGACUGAGAGGGACGUAUGGUGCAUUUGGUGUGGUCACUCGAUACAGACUUCGAGCUCGCAAGUAUGAGGCUCAGACCUGGGGCGGGUACAUUUUCAUCCCGAAGAGAGAACUGAGAGCUGUCGUCAGAGGCAUUGCCGCUAUGGAUGCAAGGCCCCCAAAUCCCAAAGUCGCUCUCUGUCUCUUUGUGAUGAGGAAAGAGCAGUUGGCACAUAUGGGUGCCCAAGAAGACAUGCUGAUGGUCCUUGUAUUUGAUGCGCUUGGUGAAACACAUGGGAGAAGUGACGAUGGCUUUAGAUGGGCGCUGGAUUGUCCGGGGGCUGUCGACACAACCAAGAUAAUUGGCUUGUCAGGUAUGGCCAAAUUGCAAGAAAAUGUUGGUAAAGCCAAGGGUAGUGCCAACGUUUGGUGGGCUCCAAUAGCAUUAAGCAGGAUCGAUGAGGCGACACUUACUCGAGCGUUUGACUGGUAUGAUAAUGUUGCUGCUUCACCGGGUUCAGUAGGAAAGCGAGCGACAUUGUUUCUCGAAAUUUUCACAACGCGAGAUUCUCUGACAUCCAACACGGAUUCCGCUUGGCCACGUCCUCAAGGCUUUCAGCACAAGAUAACGAUUGGCGCCGGGACGGAUAUUGGAGAGCCCACAGAACAAACCGAAAUGGCAAGGAGGCUGGUCAAAGAUGGUCCAAAACAGAUAGUGAACACGACACGGCCGAUUCAAAUCGUACCGAAUGCAAUGGAAGACUUCCAUGACCCUGUCACACAGGUGUACCGCGAGCAUUACCCGAGACUCCAAGCCCUGAAGAAAAGAUAUGAUCCGGACAAUAGACUUGGAGGACCUAUUAAAUUAGUAUAA